Messenger RNA from Myotis daubentonii (Daubenton's bat), 565 nucleotides. RefSeq names its product syncollin (gene SYCN). Lineage: Eukaryota; Metazoa; Chordata; Mammalia; Chiroptera; Vespertilionidae. Gene Ontology annotation, cellular component: secretory granule membrane. Gene Ontology annotation, biological process: exocytosis. The record is from RefSeq and is a predicted model, not a curated record.
AUGGCCCCGCUGUGCCCACUGCUGCUGGCGCUGGCCCUGGUGGCCAUCCCCGGUGUCCGAGGCGCCUGCCCGGCAGCUGCUGACCUGAAGAACCCUGAUGGGACACGGACGUGCGCCAAGGUCUAUGACAAGAGCGACCCAUAUUAUGAGAACUGCUGCCAAGGCGCGGAGCUGUCCAUAGAGCCGGGCACCGACCUGCCCUUCCUGCCCUCUGACUGGAGGAACGUCAUCUCCUCACUCGUGGCGGCCCCGCGCUGUGAGCUCACGGUGUGGUCCCGAAGAGGCAAGGGUGGCAAGUCUCACAAGUUCACCGCUGGUGUCUACCCGCGCCUUGAAGAGUACCGCAGGGGCAUCUUUGGCCACUGGUCCAACGCCAUCGCCUCCAUCUACUGCAGGUGCUACUGAUGCCUCAGAGGCCCCUCAUCUCCAGCCCUUACAGAAUGAGGAGCCCUCCACCCAGCCUUGUCCCUGGGGCCUGCUGAGGGCCCCAAGUCCCAAACAAGAGAGCUUUCUGCCCGCCCCCUUCCCACCCUGCCUUCCCUGCAAUACAGUCCUUAUGAAGUUG